AUGCUAGACACUCUUUAUAUUUCCCAACGGGCAGCUAACGCCAUUAUAGCCGACGUCGCUCCUUACCGCAUCUCAUCCGAAGCUUUAUUGGCAAUAAAUAAUUUACUUGAUGAAUUCUUAUAUUUCCUAGUAGAUUCGGCCAGGUCUUUAGACUUGGUUAAAAUUAAACUUGCCAUUGGUCAAGUCUUACCUACAAGUUUGGGUAAAAAUGCUGUACAAGAAGCUGAACUAGAGUUAAAAACUUAUGUGGAAAGUGGUAAUUCUGACCACACAAAAGAAAAAACCAUAGAAAUUACUCCUUUUCCCUUGCAAAAAGUUUUCGAACAAUUCAGAUUAAGAUGUCAAUUCUUUAGUACGCUUGGUGAGCGUGGUGCUGACGAUCGUGAUCGUGAUACUGUUCCCGACCUCUACUCCUCUGAAGGAAUACAUAUUGCUCCAAGUUUAGCUAUUUAUUUAACUGCUGUCUUGGAAUAUGUUGGUGAAUAUAUCUUAAUAUUAGUCGCAAAAGCUUCCGAAAAGCAAGGGGUGGAAGUUGCUAGAGCACAGGAAGUUUAUUCUGCUCUCUCUGAGGAUUUACAGAUUUUUCCUUUAUUCAGAAGAACAAACUUAAAGGAACAAAUGGAGAGCGAUUCUACACAACCAAUUACAAGUACUGCUACGAACGAUUUUAUUAUCAAUGGUUCGACUCAUGUUACUUCCUCUCAAUUGUCAACGUUUACUACUUCUGACCCCUCGACUAAACCACCUAUAACUGGACAUAUACAAUCUAAACCUGGUUCAAAUAAUGGACACAUGAGAGGAGGAAAGCAGGUUUCUUUGGAUGGAUUUGACAAAGAUGUUAAAAAAAGUCCUACUUCCCCAGUUAAAUCACUUAGUGAUUAUGGUAGGCAAAGUUCAGAUUAUAAAAAUAUGCGUUCCUCUAAGAGUAUGCAAAGCUUACAGGGACAAGGAGGAGAUAAAGAAUCAGAUUUGAGAAGUGUAUCAAGUAUGGAGGAUAGUAUUGAAAAAAUGAGGAGUUUUGAGACUUUAAUUUCCAAUAAUCAGACAAUGAAAGUUUCCUUAACACCAAACCGAUUAAUAACAAUUGAGACGCAUAAGAGACCGCCAAAACUUGCACCUCGUGAACCUAAUACAAGUCCAGAUGAUCCUAAUGGUAAAUUAAAGAAAAAAGAUUCUAAAGCUGACCUUCCUAAAAAACUUGGAAAAAUUAUUGAUAAAUUGGAGCCUGUUUCUGAAAGACCUAAGACACCUGGUUCACCAGGAAGUAAUUCUCGUCAUACUCCACUUAUUUCUCCCUCAUAUUCAUCUUAUUAUUCUGAUCGUAUCAAUGCUACUAUUAAUAAGACUUUAUCAUCAUCACUGGCAAGUGACGAUCAAAAUCAAAGUUUUACCUCCUCUCCAACAACAUCUUCAUCCUAUCUUUCACCGUCAUUGCAUUAUAGCAAAUCUUUCGAUCAAACACAGUCUUAUUAUAACAAUGCUCCUUCGAAACAUAAAUCAAGAACAGACCCUUCGGACUUAUUAGAUGAUGAAUUGUAUACCGAAGGUCAAAAGGUACCUAAACGAAGACAUCAGGCUCAAGAUUUAAUUGAUUUCUUGAGUACAUCACCACCAAAAGAAACUAUUUCAUUCAAUAAUAAUAGUAAUGAUAGUCUUGGUAAUAGCGGAAAGAAAAAAGAAAAGAAAUUAAAAAAAUUAUUUUCAAGAUUGAAAAAAGCUUCGUUUAUUGAUGAAUCUACGCCGAAUCUUAAUGAUCAAAGAUCUUCUAAUGCUAGUAUAAAUAGUUUUUAUACCCAUCGUUCUAAUUCAGGUAGUACAUUAGUCAAUAAACCCGCUAGAUAUGUUAAAAUUGAAAUACCUAAAAUUCCACCAAAGGAAGAUAAUCAGGAACAAAGUAUUUUUGAUCAAGUUGAAAUUCAAGGAAGGCAUGCUCGUCAAGUAUCAAGAGCUAGUUUAUCAGGUUCAUCACGUAAUUUACAAUAUACUCCUAACAGAUCUACAUUUUCUUCUACUGGCGGAAUGACAAGCCCAACAAUUUUGGAAAAAGAAUCUAGCAAUAGCAAAUUGAAUUCAGAUGAUUAUAAAAAUGAAUGCUUGGGAACAACAGAUCGGUCAAAACAGUUUCAGAAGUCUUCAAAUAUAUUAAAUAUUCAACCUAUGAACACUUCUGUGUCACAAUCCGGUACUAAUAAUAAUAUUUUAACAUCGCCUGCACAUAAAAUUCCUUCACCUAUCACGCCUAAACAAAAAUCUUAUAACAAUAAUGUUAAUAGUCAGAUAUCAUCACAAGAGAUAAAUAAAGUCAAACCAGAUUUAUCCAAAGAACAAAAUACACAUUUUUCAGCGGAAAUACUUUCAAUUAACAAUGAAAAUAUUAUAAAUGAAAAUGAAGUUCGAACAAAAUCGGAAGCGGUAGAGAUAUUGAAAGAAUCUGUGAAGCAUAAAGAAGCCCUUUCAUAUGAUAGCUUCUUAGCAUCCAUAAUUGAGACGGAAAUCUCAAUUCAAGAAGUACAAGAAGAAACAACAUUUGAUACAUGUAAUGAAGAAGAAUUAGAAGAAGCUCUCAUUGUUGAGUGGUUGUUGGGAACCGGUCUCACUUUUAAAAGUACAAUGACGUAUAUAGAUGUAAUGCAAGUUUAUGAGGUUAGGGAAAUGGAAGAAUCCGAUUAUGAAGAUGUUGAUACCAAAUUUAUUGAUGGCGGUAAUAAAGAAGAACAAAUUGCUAAUAAAGUCGUUCAAGUUGGGCAUGAAGGGUAA
Molecule: messenger RNA, 2757 nt
Organism: Funneliformis caledonium
Lineage: Eukaryota; Fungi; Glomeromycota; Glomeromycetes; Glomerales; Glomeraceae
Source: the annotation of a GenBank genome assembly